Messenger RNA from Ixodes scapularis (black-legged tick), 1868 nucleotides. Its product is annotated as sepiapterin reductase. The transcript has 4 exons. Bases 709 to 1584 code for a protein of 291 amino acids. Gene Ontology annotation, biological process: tetrahydrobiopterin biosynthetic process. Gene Ontology annotation, molecular function: sepiapterin reductase (NADP+) activity. The record is from RefSeq and is a predicted model, not a curated record. NCBI's taxonomy places the organism in Eukaryota, Metazoa, Arthropoda, Arachnida, Ixodida, Ixodidae.
UGAACUGCUGAAGGAAGAGACAGUCGUUGGCGGGGUCGCGUCGAGGGUAGCCAAAGAAAAAGCAGCUCGUCGUACGGGGGGAGAAGACCGACACGUGGGACGCCGAGAAAGCGCGGAGUUUGAAGAAGGACUCCCAGGACGCAAGGCCGCUGGAGAGGGAACCCCGCGGGAGGCGAGACGACGCAGGAGAUCGAGUCAGAGACGGAAGAAAGACAUCGCCUCGGAGCCGGGCCUGCUGCAGAACCCCUGCGAGCACCGCAAGCCCCCAAGAGAUGCACGGCAGGACAUGCUUAAGGUCCCGUAAACCUGGUGGGAGGCAAACCGUAAUAAAUGGCUGGCGUAAAACAAGGGACGCAGGUGACGAGAAAUUCAUUCCAUCAUCCGGUACAACAGUUGAGCAGCGACAAGACCCAUCCAUGACGUCCGAGGUCAGGUUGACAUCCGGUUCAUUGCACGGAAAAUGCACCGCAAGCUGCCGGACGAGAAGAGGAUAAGUGCCACGUGGAGCAUCCCAUGUGCAGGUUUUGUCGGAGCCCGUACCACUUGCGCCGCACAGUUUCACUCAGCCCGCCCUACUUGUUCUUCUGCCUCUACUGACACACGGCAGUGUCGCGAGUUUGCGCGUUACCGUCGCAGCUGCCUGGGCUCUCCACAUUUGACUCCAGUUGUUCUGAAUUUCCUGCGCUUAGUGCCCGACUUCUUGUUGAAAUGGGAUCGAAGGGAAAUGAAAUGGUCGAGGCGAAGGGUUCUGGCGACAGCCCCGGCAAAGAGACCGCAUUUUGGGGCACGAAGUUCCUUAUCCUCGUGACGGGCGCCAGCGGAGGCCUUGGCAGAGGCAUAGCAGUCAGCUUCGCCGAACACGUAGCAAAUGGAUCGCUCCUCGUCAUCACGGGUCGCAACACGGCCGGGCUCGAGGAAACAAAGCGGAUGAUCGUAUCUUUGGGACGCGGCGUCGGCGUGAGCGUCGAGACCUGCGAUCACUCCAGGGCACUUUUCCGGGACUACGAGGACCUUCUGGAACGAGCGUCGGCAAAACUCCCGGACCCGGACAGGGUCGUGCUCGUGCACAACGCCGCUACUGUUGAAAGCUACUCUGACGGGGUCGUGUCGUUCGACGACGAGAAAAAGAUCGGUGACUACUACCGCUUGAACCUCACGUCCGUCAUGAUGCUGAGUGCAGCGUUCCUCCGGCACUACAGCUCUGACCAGGGUCCUUCGCGAGUAAUCGUCAACGUCGCCUCCACCGCGGGGGUCGAGGCGAUACAAGGACUCGGCUUGUACUGCACAGGCAAGGCGGCCCGGGCGAUGUACAUGAGAGUGGUGGCCCUGGAGAACCCGUCGGUGACGGUCCUCAGCUACAAUCCUGGGCCGGUGGACACAGCCAUGUUCGGGCACAUGCAAGGCGGCAGCGAGGACUGCGCCACUCGCUACGAGAAGGCCUUAAAGCAUGGAAAAGUAAUGACCCCCGAGGUGACUGCAAACGCACUCGUCUACAUCCUCGAACAGCGAAAGUUCAAGUCGGGGGACCUUGUGGAUUUCUCGCCUGCACAUAUAAAUGGAGGAUUAACAUCGGGUUCAUUCUAAGGGUUCGGGAAGGCAGGGCCCUAUUUCACUUUAAGGCAAGAAUCGUUCUUGGUUAACUGGGAGUUUUAUUUCCUCGUACCGAUAUCGAUGCGCGAUAACGAUGAUAACGAUGCCCGAUAACGUUGCGUGCGAAAAGGCGCAAAGCACGCAUCGUUAUCGGCUAUCGUUAUCGGAGUUAUCGGAACGACCUCUGUCUGUUUGUUCGGACCCAAAUGCAGCAUAUAAUCGAUCGUAUCCAAGAAGUGUCAAGGGUAUAAAAGAAAUAAAAUUUCAAUUUCAGAAAA